AAUAAAUUGAACAUAGUGAAAUGAGUCCCUGCCGGAUUUUUAGAUUUGGAACAGAACUAGCUGAACCAUCAGCGUUAAAAUAAUCUGUAAUAUUUGUAGAAAUCCUUUAAGUUAACAGUUUAUAAUUAAUUAUAUUUAGUUUGUUGCGGUUGUUUUUAUUUAAUACUAAUAUUAUUUCUGUUUUGUUGGUUUUGUGAGAAAAAUUCGAAAUCCCAAAUAUUGUAUCUAGUGUAUAGAGGACAUUCGCUGGGCGUAAAAAGAAAAUGGCGUGUGCUACUCUUAAAAGAAAUUUAGAUUGGGAGUCCAUGGCUCAAUUGCCUGCUAAAAGGCGAAGAUGUGCACCAUAUGCUGCAACUUCAAAUACAAGUCCAGGUCUGAAAAUGACUGAAAGUAGACCUUCAACAUUUGGCGAGUCCGUUAGUGCACCUGCGAAAUUGACCCCAGAACGUAUGGCACAAGAGAUAUGCGACGAAAUCAAGCGGUUGCAGCGCCGCAGGCAGCUGCGGCUCGCCAGUGGCGCCGCUGCUUCUUGUUCGUCAUCCAGCGGCAGCGAGGGCGACUGCUCGCCUCCUCACCACUCCACGCACAACUCACAGAAGGUUCACAAUCGCGCUCUGUUCACAUUUAAACAGGUGCGUAUGAUCUGCGAGAGGAUGUUGCGCGAACAGGAGGCGGCUCUACGGGCAGAGUAUGAGUCUGCACUUAGCACCAAGCUCGCCGAGCAGUACGACGCCUUCGUGCGGUUCAAUCUUGAUCAGGUGCAGCGCCGGCCUCCUCCCUCGACGUGUAUGCCCCACGGAAUGGAUGCGGAACAUCAUAUGCAUCAGGAUCUCGUCCCAAGCUAUCUGUCCUAAUAAUAAAGAAGACGGCAGUGCGGUCUAUACUGCAAAAUAUAUCAAGACAAACAUAUUUUGGUAUAUGUGAAUAAUUAUAUGCGGGAAUAGAGUAACCUAUUGAAUCACAUGUGAUUGAUUGCUUGUGGAAUUUAUCUAUGAAUAAUAUUGUUGAGUCGGUACAGACUAGUCUCGGUAUGAAAAGUGUAUGCAGUAUUAUGAACUAUAGUUCCCUAAUUUUCGUAACCUGUUUUUGUUCCUGAUUCUAUGAACGCCCAUAAAAAUAGCCUUGGAUCAUUUUCACAAUAUUGUAAUAGUUAAAUUCCACGGUUUUGUUCAUGCCACACAUAAAAGAAUUUAGCUUUUAAUGCUUUAGAUAAGGUUCGCUGGAUAAUUGUGUUCAUAGACUGAGGAUCGACAGUGGGAGUGAACGGAGUGAUGUAAUGGCUGAAACUCGUAACCUAGGGCUUAGCCAUAAUUCAUAAUGAAACGGGUUUGUCAAAAAAAUAUUAUGUGUUACACAUAAACAAAUAUUGGAGCCAAGUGUCUACUUGUAUUUUGUAUAUUUUCUAAAAUUAUAAAAUUAACACAAAUGAUAAAAUCACGCAGAGUGCCUGUUAGAAUUGUCGUCAAGGAUCAUUUGCUAAAUAAUUAGCCAUAAUUUUGACUUUUAUUUUAUAUUUAGUACUGUCGAAUUAUAGUUGUAGUUCAUAUUAUAUCAUGCUACUAUAUUAUUUCUUGUCUAUGAAUGGUGUGCAAGUCGAUUAAACGUACACAUAAUUUCUUAUGACAAGACGGCCUCAUGUAUCAGACAGUUUGGAACUCGUCUCACUUAUACUAUUUACUCAUAUUUAUACGAUCUUUAAUGAUAUAAAUUACUGAAUUUUCCUGAAAAUUACUCAUUUACUGAUACAUACAUGGCUUUAGAAGAAUAUAAACUAGCUUUAUUUACAUUUUUAAGUUAUUUUUUUCUCAAUAAUGUACUUGACUACUGAUGCUAUCAGUAAAGAUGAUGGAGACUUGCGCUCGUGUGUGCAUUAUUGGGACAUUGUUUUAUAUUAAUUGUUAGUGUAACUUUUUAUUGAAUACAAAGGGAUAUAAUUUGUUACCAAGCAUUAUUCAAUAAAAAAUAGGAUAGUUCUUUUUUAUUGUAUUAUCAGCUCACUAUUAGUAGGUUAUUGGCGUUUAAGAACUGAAAAUAAAUUAGCUAAACACCCA
Molecule: messenger RNA, 2051 nt
Organism: Galleria mellonella (greater wax moth)
Lineage: Eukaryota; Metazoa; Arthropoda; Insecta; Lepidoptera; Pyralidae
Product: akirin-like
Exons: 5
Coding region: 264-854 (196 amino acids)
Biological process (GO): positive regulation of innate immune response; positive regulation of transcription by RNA polymerase II
Cellular component (GO): nucleus; chromatin
Molecular function (GO): transcription coregulator activity
Source: RefSeq, a predicted model, not a curated record